GGAGACCAUGUCCCUCAGAAAUGCAAACAACCCUGGUGAUAUCAGUUCCAGUAUGAUGGAAAACAGCAAAGCUCGAGAUUGCCUUAUUCCUAUGGGAAUAACCUCAGAAAAUGUAGCAGAGAAGUUUGGAGUUUCCCGAAAGAAGCAAGAUGCCUUUGCCUUGGCUUCCCAACAAAAAGCAGCAAAAGCUCAGCAGAUGGGACUGUUUAAAUCUGAGAUUGUUCCAGUGAAGACCACUGUUCUAGAUAAUCAGGGCAACCAAAAAACAAUCACCGUGCACCAAGAUGAAGGGAUUAGGCCCUCCACGACCCUGGAAGGCUUGGCAAAGCUGAAGCCUGCCUUCAAAGAGGAUGGCAGCACUACAGCAGGUAAUGCCAGCCAGGUCAGUGAUGGAGCAGCUGCUGUUCUCCUUGCAAAACGUUCAAAAGCAGCACAGCUGGGACUCCCAGUCCUGGGGGUGCUCAGGUCCUUUGCUGUGGUUGGAGUCCCACCCGAUGUCAUGGGCAUAGGACCAGCCUACGCAAUCCCUGUAGCUGUGGAGAAGGCGGGUCUGACUCUGAAUGACAUUGAUAUAUAUGAAAUUAAUGAAGCCUUUGCCAGCCAGGCUGUGUACUGUGUUGAAAAGCUGGGCAUUCCCAUGGAGAAGGUCAACCCCCUGGGAGGAGCAAUAGCACUGGGGCACCCACUGGGCUGUACUGGUGCUCGUCAAGUUGUCACUCUGCUCCAUGAAUUGAAGCGCAGAGGGAAAAGAGCGUACGGUGUUGUAUCGAUGUGCAUCGGCACUGGCAUGGGUGCAGCAGCAGUAUUUGAGUACCCAGGGAACUAAACUCCAGUGUACUGAUGAAACAACCCAACAGCUAAUUCUCUGCCUUCUCUAGUAAUAGCAAAUGAUUUGCACUGUGAAAUCAAGUGGAUUCAGGGAUUCGUUAGUAGAUCUGCAAAUUUUAGGCACAAAUUGCAAAGCAAAAUAAAUGGUACAGAUCUACUAAAGCAGGGGGGGAAAUGCAAAACUGGCCUUUGCUUCAGAG
Messenger RNA from Antrostomus carolinensis (chuck-will's-widow), 1028 nucleotides. It is a transcript of the gene ACAA1, whose product is annotated as acetyl-CoA acyltransferase 1. Gene Ontology annotation, biological process: phenylacetate catabolic process; fatty acid beta-oxidation. NCBI's taxonomy places the organism in Eukaryota, Metazoa, Chordata, Aves, Caprimulgiformes, Caprimulgidae. The record is from RefSeq and is a predicted model, not a curated record. Gene Ontology annotation, cellular component: peroxisome. Gene Ontology annotation, molecular function: acetyl-CoA C-acyltransferase activity. Bases 8 to 826 code for a protein of 272 amino acids. The transcript is spliced from 7 exons.